Molecule: messenger RNA, 1146 nt
Organism: Equus caballus (horse)
Lineage: Eukaryota; Metazoa; Chordata; Mammalia; Perissodactyla; Equidae
Gene: RASL11A
Product: RAS like family 11 member A
Molecular function (GO): GTP binding; GTPase activity
Source: RefSeq, a predicted model, not a curated record
GCCGCCGCGCCGAACCCUUUAAAAGCGCGGGCCUUGACUGCGGUGCCGGCCCCGCGGACGCCGAGCACCGGUGGUCCCGCGUCCCUGCCCGCGGCCGCUCUCGGCCCCGGAGGCUCGCGCUCUCUGCGGCGGGACGCGCUGGGCCGGCGCGCGCUCCAUGCGGCCGCCCACCAUGUCCGGGCACUUUCUGCUCGCGCCGAUCCCGGAGUCCUCCUCCGACUACCUCCUGCCCAAGGACAUCAGACUGGCCGUGCUGGGCGCCGGCCGCGUGGGCAAGAGCGCAAUGAUUGUGCGCUUCCUGACCAAGAGAUUCAUUGGAGAUUAUGAACCCAAUACAGGCAAGUUGUACUCACGGCUUGUCUGUGUAGAGGGAGACCAGCUGUCCUUGCAGAUCCAGGACACUCCCGGGGGCAUCCAGGUCCAAGACAACCUCACCCAGCUGGUCGAUUCCCUGUCCAAGUGCGUGCAGUGGGCAGAAGGCUUUCUGCUGGUCUACUCCAUCACAGACCACGACAGCUACCAGGCCAUCCGCCCCCUUUACCAGCACAUCCGGAAGGUCCACCCUGACUCUAAGGCCCCUGUCAUCAUCGUGGGCAACAAGGGGGACCUGCUGCACGCCCGGCAGGUGCAAACGCACGACGGCAUUCAACUAGCCAACGAGCUGGGCAGCCUGUUCCUUGAAAUUUCCACCAGUGAAAACUAUGAAGAUGUCUGUGUUGUGUUUCAGCAUCUCUGCAAAGAAGUGAGUAAGCUGCACAGCCUCAGCGGGGAGAGGAGGAGAGCCUCCAUAAUCCCCCGGCCGCGCUCUCCCAACAUGCAGGACCUGAAGAGGCGCUUCAAGCAGGCUCUGUCGUCCAAAGGCAAAGCGCCCUCCGCGCUGGGGUAGCCCCCGCGGACAGACUCGGCUCCUUUUUAUUGUGCAUUUGUGCAGCUGGACACACUGGAGUCUCCCUUUUUAAUCACAAAUUCAGAGUUUAUUUUUAUACAAACUUGGUUUUCAAGUGUAUGUGUAUUUCAGAAAAUUCGAACAGUGAUUGCCUAGAAGUGGGAUGGAGUUUUGGGGGUUUUUUAAAUAAAAGAAUUUUUUUUUUUUUUUUUUACUGUAACUGUGGCCACUUUUCCAUUAAAGGCAAAAUGGCAACAUUG